AUGUCUGUUAAAGGACAAGACGUCGAUCUAACUAGAGCCAAACAAAAUACAGGAGUCUGGCUGGUGAAGGUUCCCAAAUACCUUUCUCAGCAAUGGGCCAAAGCUUCUGGAGGAGAAGUAGGCAAACUUAAAAUUGGCAAAGCUCAAGGGAAGACUGUGGUGUCAUUCAAUCUGAAUGAGGAGCUGACAGUUGUUGAGUGCUCUGGUGAGAAGGUUUCAUCAGUGCGCACCCCCAGAGAACAUCCCUUUGCCAUACAGGCGGUGGGGGGUCAAACCCUUGCUGUCUUUACAGAGAGUCCAGAUAAGGUGGCUCUUGAAGGCAUGGUUGUGCAUCGAGCUGAGUGCAGACCUGCAGUCACUGAGAGCUACAUGAAAUUAAAGAAGCUGCAGAUUGAAGAAUCCACCAAACCUCUUCGUUUGUCUCAGAGGCUUGACAAAGCUGUUACAACCAAUUACAAACCUGUGUCUAACCACAGCCAUAGUGUGGAAUAUGAGAAGAAGAAGAAAGAGGAAGGCAAACGUGCAAGAGCUGACAAGCAGAAGGUUCUGGAAAUGCUCUUUUCUGCCUUUGAGAAGCAUCAGUACUACAAUAUUAAAGACCUGGUGGACAUCACAAAGCAACCAGUGAUUUACUUGAAGGAGAUCUUGAGAGAGAUUGGAGUGUACAAUUCAAAAGGGCCUCAUAAGAGCACCUGGGAGCUGAAGCCAGAGUAUCGCCACUAUGAGGAAGGACAGGAGGAUGAGGAAAAGUUAGAAUAA
Molecule: messenger RNA, 759 nt
Organism: Xyrauchen texanus (razorback sucker)
Lineage: Eukaryota; Metazoa; Chordata; Actinopteri; Cypriniformes; Catostomidae
Gene: gtf2f2b
Product: general transcription factor IIF, polypeptide 2b
Exons: 8
Coding region: 1-759 (252 amino acids)
Biological process (GO): transcription initiation at RNA polymerase II promoter; transcription by RNA polymerase II
Cellular component (GO): transcription factor TFIIF complex
Source: RefSeq, a predicted model, not a curated record